UGUUCGUUGCUCGCUCCACUCGCGUGUCUCGUUCGACAACAAGCUUGUACUUCUUCACUUUUUGUGUCUAUGGUCCAUUUUGACAGUUCGUAUUUCUAGCGUUGUCGUAUUUAUUUCGCUGGACUAUACACAAGUUUAAUUAAUUGACUUCUCAAUUAGUUCGUAAAUUAUCAACUGAGAGUUUAUCAGCCGAUAAGAAUCCCAUUUCGAAUGUAAAUAAUAAACAACGCAGCAUGGAAUGUUGGCUAGACUGUCUGAAAAUUCUGCCAUCGAACAGGUGUUUUUGAAUGAAAUGUGUGUUGCUGUUCCCACCGUAAUUAAUUUAUAGUGCCGUGAAUAAUACACAAGUGUAUCGAUCGACAACAUAAUAGAAUCCUGUGGCCCUUUUCAUUUUACCGACGCUUUCUCGCGUAUCAACAGUAGGCUGAUAACAGGAGACGCCACUUCGCUCGAUUGUAUUGACUUCAGGCCUGCAAUGUUUCACAAAACUGGCUCCAGAUAGAGGUUUGGGAACGGAGUCAUGAGCGAACAAUUACUCGAUCGAUAGGACAUGAGGGGAAGAAGGUGAGUGGAAGUCGUGGCGAGCAUGCCGCACCAGUUCGGGAGCGGCGCGGGUGGCAUGGCGGCGGGCGGGCCGUCGCCGCCGCCGCAGCACGGCGCGCUGUUCCCGCGCUAUGCCAGCGCCGCCGGUCCCGGCGCCGGCGCCUACCGCCCCGAGGAGCGGAGGCUCACGCGCGAAGCUAUGGAGCGAUACCUCCGCGAUCGCUCCGACAUGGUUGUCGUUAUCCUACAUGCUAAAGUUGCGCAGAAAUCCUAUGGUAACGAGAAACGGUUCUUCUGUCCACCUCCAUGUAUUUAUUUGUUUGGAGAUGGUUGGCGGCUCCGUCGCGAGCGCAUGCUGCGGGAAGGCGAGACGGAGCAGGCUGCUCAGCUGUGUGCCUUCAUUGGUAUCGGUAACUCUGAUCAAGACAUGCAGCAGUUAGACCUGAACAAUGGAAAACAAUACUGUGCUGCUAAAACCCUGUACAUAUCAGACUCAGAUAAGAGGAAGCAUUUCAUGUUGUCAGUCAAGAUGUUUUAUGGUAAUGGUCAUGAUAUUGGUAUAUUCAAUAGUAAAAGAAUAAAAGUUAUAUCAAAGCCUUCAAAGAAGAAACAGUCACUGAAGAAUGCUGAUUUAUGUAUUGCAAGUGGAACAAAAGUUGCCCUAUUCAAUAGGCUCAGGUCACAAACUGUAUCCACAAGGUAUCUCCAUGUGGAGAAUGGGAAUUUUCAUGCAUCAUCUACCCAGUGGGGUGCUUUUACAAUCCAUUUGUUAGAUGACAAUGAGAGUGAGUCAGAGGAGUUUGCCGUGAGAGAUGGUUAUGUGCAUUACGGCUCAACAGUGAAGCUGGUGUGCUCAGUGACAGGCAUGGCUCUACCAAGGCUAAUUAUCAGAAAGGUGGACAAACAAAUGGCUCUUCUAGAAGCAGAUGAUCCGGUUUCACAACUACACAAAUGUGCAUUCUACAUGAAGGACACAGAACGCAUGUACCUCUGCCUAUCUCAGGAGCGCAUCAUACAGUUUCAAGCCACACCAUGUCCGAAGGAGCCAAAUAAGGAAAUGAUAAAUGACGGAGCCUGCUGGACUAUCAUUAGUACAGAUAAAGCUGAAUACCAGUUUUAUGAGGGCAUGGGACCUGUCAGGAACCCAGUUACCCCUGUUCCCUUAGUCCACUCGCUAAACCUAAACGGUGGAGGUGACGUAGCUAUGCUAGAGCUGGCUGGCGACAACUUCACGCCGUCGCUGCAAGUGUGGUUUGGAGAUGUUGAAGCCGAAACUAUGUAUAGGUGUGCGGAGUCUAUGUUGUGCGUGGUGCCGGAUAUAUCGCAGUUUAGAGGGCAGUGGUUGUGGGUACGGCAGCCCACACAGGUGCCAGUUUCGUUGGUAAGAAAUGACGGGAUCAUAUACGCUACUGGCCUAACGUUCACGUACACACCUGAACCAGGCCCAAGGCCUGUUUGUGCACCUGUCGACGAUGUCAUGAGGCCCGAACAAUCGGGAGCGUGGCACCACGAGCCUCAUAAUAGCCACAGACUGCCAGACAACACUCUGCAAUAGCCAAUGGACUGCAGACUGGACGACAGUCUGCAGUGACCCUAAAUGAUCAACACGCACACACAAAGGUACAGUUGGUGUGAAACAAAGAUGACACCAAAGAAUCAGUGUCUACAAAGAAAUAAGCGCUUAUUGAGGACAUUAGAAUUAAGAAGUGACUUUGCUGGCGAAGUUUAGUGAAGUUUGGUGAGUGAAAGACAUUUUUGUAAUUAGUUCAAUAGUGCCUAAUGUCUGGUCCGUAUAGUGUGAUCCUGUAGUCUGCCUUUCGGCAGAAAUUUGAGGAUUGUGAUAGUUUGUUACAAUUUGUAAAAAAAUCUUCAUAUACGGCCAAUGCUGAGGAAGCUACAAAUCACAAAUUGGCAACCUUAAUCUCAUUUUCUAUUACACGAAGUUGUAACACAUUUACAUAAAUAUCGCAAAAAAACAGGGCAAUCUCUGAUUCGUCACUUUCUCUCUAUAGUCCAUUGUGCAGCAAUCUCCCACACAAUAAUGAGGAGAAAUAAUUUUGAGUAACAUUAAGUUAAAAUAUCAAGGAUCGUACUAAAGAGCUUUUAUAAGCAAGAAAGUGCCACUGUCAAUUGCUUUGUUUAAAAGUAUGUAAUACAUUGCGAAACUACGAAAUUAGAAGGUGUUGUGCCUAAAUAAAAUUGUUGUAAUAAAUUUAUGUUUAUGCUCGAGAUUAAGAAUACACCAGAAUAUAAAUAAGGCCCUAGCAGGGACCUUGGUGAACUCUAUGAGUUGAUACUCAUGAAAUAAUACUUGCAAUAAGCGACGUUCCUAUAAAUCAGGCAUUUCAAUCUGAUUAAUUUCAAAAUUCGUCCGUUUUUUCUUAUCAUUCGGUUUUGUUUUGUAUUUUUAAAUGAAAUAAAAUUGGAUAUUAAAAAAAAUCACAGAUCUCUACACGGAAACUUGCCUCUUUUGAUGAUCUAAAAGAUACAUUCGAUAUUUUUAUUUUUAAUCAAUCAUUAAUGAUAAUGCAAAUAAUUGCUUAAGGUUUUAUCAGCAAAUAAGUUCCUUUUCAUCAGCAUUUAAUUUUCGACUUUACAUUUACAUUAAUAAGAAAAUUCAUAAAGAUAAAAGAUCUCUGCAGUAAGAUUUGUUUCUUCGGGGCCAAAUAGCUGUAAAAUCCAUGACAAGUCAUUGUUUAUACUACAAUGUUUUAGUGUUAGUAAGUUUUAUCUUGGUUUGACGAUUUUUCAUGAGUGAAUUGAGAUUAAAAAUAAGACGUUAAGUAUAUAUUCAUCGAAAAGACAGAAUUAAUUUUCGUGUUGUUUUACAUUUAUUUGAUUACGUUUGGGAUCUAUUUGGGAGCAAAUAUUUGCUCCGAUUAUGCCGAAUAUACACAAAUAUAUAUUUCCGUGUGACGUGAGAGGUCCGAUACAUAAUGCGAACUAGCGUUGUCCGUUAUCGCUGUACGUAUGUAUAUUUACCGAAAUAUUAAAUGAACAAGUUAGAUAAGUAGCAUUUAGUCCAUAGUACACUUUUUAUGAUUGUCGAAAGAUUAUAAUGAAAUUCUAUUUAUUUUACGCAAAAUCUAGUAUAGGAAAUUUAUUUUUGGUCAUUAACGGUGUGUAUUAUUAAUAAAAGUGUGAUUUCAAACAUUCCAAGCGGAAACUGUAAUGAGAAGUACAAAAAAUAACAAUAUUUUUGUAGCUACAAAUUUAAUUGCGAAUUAUUGAAUCGGUAAAAGUUACAGUAUUACAAUGAAAUUAGUAUUAAAUUCGGUAUACACCGCAAUUAUUGUCAAUUUAGUAAAAAAUACCAACCGUCAUUUUAAAGACAUACUCGUGAAUUUUUAUCAG
Hyposmocoma kahamanoa is the source of this 3897-nucleotide messenger RNA. It is a transcript of the gene Su(H), whose product is annotated as suppressor of hairless protein. The transcript has 4 exons. Gene Ontology annotation, biological process: regulation of transcription by RNA polymerase II. Gene Ontology annotation, cellular component: nucleus. NCBI's taxonomy places the organism in Eukaryota, Metazoa, Arthropoda, Insecta, Lepidoptera, Cosmopterigidae. The record is from RefSeq and is a predicted model, not a curated record. Bases 587 to 2098 code for a protein of 503 amino acids. Gene Ontology annotation, molecular function: DNA-binding transcription activator activity, RNA polymerase II-specific; RNA polymerase II cis-regulatory region sequence-specific DNA binding.